This is a messenger RNA of Tarenaya hassleriana, 1136 nucleotides long. RefSeq names its product 30S ribosomal protein S5, chloroplastic. Lineage: Eukaryota; Viridiplantae; Streptophyta; Magnoliopsida; Brassicales; Cleomaceae. The record is from RefSeq and is a predicted model, not a curated record. The coding region runs from base 91 to 1008 and encodes 305 amino acids. Gene Ontology annotation, molecular function: structural constituent of ribosome; RNA binding. Gene Ontology annotation, cellular component: ribosome; mitochondrial small ribosomal subunit. Gene Ontology annotation, biological process: translation. The transcript is spliced from 2 exons.
CCCCUUUCCCCUUCCCGUUGGAUAAGCCUUCUUCAUCUUGGCCUCAUCCCCUACCCACGUCUACCAAACCCCCAAUCGCUUGCUCCUCCAAUGGCGGCAACAUCAGCUCUGUCCUCUCUCUCUUCUCUCUCCCUCCAUUGCCACACCUCUCUCUUCUCCUCAAACCCCACCUCGAAGCCCUCAAUCUCAUUCUCUCUCCUCCCGAAACCCUCAACACCACUCACUCUCACCACCGUCAAAUCCGCCUCCGACGACACCGAGACCUUCCUCUUCGAAAGUGAAGACCCAGAGAGCGAAGAAUUCGUCUUCGACCCGCCGAUUCCUCCGGAGGGUUUCGUGCCUCCGCCGUACUUCGACGACGGACAGGAGGAGACGGAGGAGGAGAUCGCGGCUGGGUACGAGGAGCUGUACGGACCGGCGUACAGCGGAGAGACGAUGCUGGGGAACGACAUAUACGUGAUGGAUUCGAAGGUGAAGAAGAGCGGAGGAGGGAUUGGAGGGGCGAAGCCGAAGAAGGAGAAAGCUCGGGAUGGGUUCGACGAGAGAGUGGUUCAGGUGAGGAGGGUGACGAAGGUGGUGAAAGGAGGGAAGCAGUUGAAGUUCAGAGCCAUUGUCGUUGUCGGAGACAAGCAGGGUAAUGUCGGCGUCGGUGUCGGAAAGGCCAAGGAAGUGAUUGCGGCUGUUCAGAAAUCGGCGAUUAACGCCAGAAGGAACAUCGUCAAAGUCCCUAUGACUAAGUACCUCACCUUCCCACACAGGUCGGAUGGAGACUAUGGGGCGGCGAGGGUGAUGCUGAGGCCGGCGUCGCCAGGAACGGGAGUGAUUGCAGGAGGAGCGGUGAGGAUAGUGUUGGAGAUGGCGGGAGUGGAGAAUGCACUGGGGAAACAGCUUGGAAGCAAUAAUGCGCUCAACAAUGCUCGUGCCACACUUGUUGCUGUCCAGAAGAUGAGACAGUUCCGUGAUGUUGCUCUCGAGCGUGGCAUCCCCAUGGAAGAGCUCUGGAAGUGAGUUCGUUCCUUUUUAACGCCGUGUACAUCUUUUUCUUUUUCUACUGAACAACAUUGUUGAAGAGGCUUUGUGGGACAUCAAUCUGUAAUUCUUUCGAUAAAGUUUAUCGAAAUUGCGAGCUUUUUAUA